UCUGGUUUCUGCUGGAAAAGAAGUCAGUGUGAAGUCAGAGCAGCAGACGUUUCGCUGGAGGAGAGAGAGGAUACUCACCUGUUGAACAGCAGCGGUGUGGUUUCUAAAUUUACUUCUUUCUUUUUUUAAAAUUCACUUUGUUUUGUUUUUCUUUCUCCGAGCCUGAGCCUUCAGGAUGACGGACACUCUUUUACCAAACGGCAUCAAAGACGGCGGAGGAGACAACACCUAUUUCAAAAAGGGUUGUAACCCGUUCGCCCAGACUGGACGAAGCAAACUGCAGAAUAAGCGAGCCACUCUGAACCAGCAGAUCAUCAAACAGAUGAGGAUGAGGGCCGGAGCUGAGAACCUGCUGAAGGCUACAUCUAACAACAAAGUUAAAGAGAUGGUUCUUCUGGAGUUGAGCUAUGUUAACGCCAACCUGCAGCUAUUGAUGGGACAGCUGGAAGGACUCAACAGCUCAGUGGAAGUCUACCAGAACGCCCAGGAAACAGCCAACAUUCCCCUCAUUGCUCUGGGUCUGAAGGAGACAAAAGAAGUUGACUUCUCUACAUUGUUCAAGGACUUCAUCUUGGAGCACUACAGUGAGGACGGGAACAGUUAUGAAGAUGAAAUUGCUGACCUGAUGGAUCUACGACAGGCUUGCAGAACGCCAAGUCGUAAUGAUGCCGGAGUCGAACUGCUGGCAAAAUACUUCAGCCAUCUUCCUCUGAUGGAGAGCCGAUUCUUCUCCCCAUCCCGCCAGACUGGCAUCUUCUUCACUUGGUAUGAUUCCUUCACAGGAGUCCCAGUAUGCCAACAGAACUUGUCACUGGAGAAGGCCAGCAUCCUCUUCAACAUGGCCGCCCUCUACUCCCAGAUUGGCACCCGCAGUAACCGACAGACAAUAGUUGGCCUGGAGGAGGCCAUCUCUUCCUUCCAGAUAGCUGCAGGUCUCCUGAACCACCUGAAGGAGACAUUUACCCAUACUCCCAGCUAUGAUAUGAGUCCUGCGAUGGUCAGUAUGUUGAUCCGGAUGAUGCUUGCUCAGGCUCAGGAGUGUCUGUUUGAGAAGACUGCACUGCCUGGCAUCCGAAACCAGUUCUCUUCCCUGAUGAAAAUGGCCCAGGAGGCUGCAAAGGUCUCAGAAAUCUACGACCAAGUCCACCAGUCCAUGAUCCAGACACCAAUUAAGGACAAUGUCCCGUUGUUCUGGUCCACCAUGUCGCAAGUCAAAACCAACCACUACCGCUCCAUGGCACACUACUUUGUAGCUUCAGCCCUCCUAGACCACCAAUUGGGUCCCAGGGACGAUGAGGACCAGCAGGAGAAGACCUUGUCACAGGUCUAUGAUCGACUUCCUGAGGGACGCACACCACUGGAAAUCCUGAAAAAUAAAGAAGAACGUGAACGCAUUGGUAAAGCACACAUUCGUCGGGCCAUCCUGGGUCAUGAGGAGGCUCUGAGGAUCUACAGUUUGUGCCACCACUUGAACAAUAUGGAGGCGCUGCAGGACAUUUUAAAAGCCAGCCACGAGCGCUCGCUCAACAAGUGCAGUGAAAAUGAAAAUGAGGAAGAAUUUGCCGACUACACGGAGGCCCCAGACAUCAUCUCUAAAACAGAGCACAAAGCAGAGAUGGAGGUUCCCACAACCACAAAGGUGAAAGUCACUGACUUCUUCCAAAGGCUGGGCCCUCUGUCAGUCUUCUCAGCCAAGCAGCGGUGGACAGCACCGCGGACAAUACGACUUCGCCCAGAAGACAGAGACCUGGGCUUCACUCUGAAAGGAGAAACACCAGUGCAGGUGGUUUCGCUGAACCUUCGGUGCCAAGCUGCUGCUGAUGGUCUGAAAGAGGGUGACUACAUUGUUGCCAUAAGCGACACAGACUGCAAAUGGUUGGGUGUGGGUGAGGUGAUGCGACUGCUGAAGGACGUGAACGAGGAGGGGAUCGACAUCCAGGUGGUCAGCAUGAUGGAUAGCAACCCUCCAAUGCCUACCAAGAGCGCCACCUUCUGCGGGAACCUGCCCAAGACCUACUCUAUGAUUUGUUUGGCCUAUGAUGAUGAAGAUAAGAAGUCUCGCAAAGUAACCAAGAAGUCAUCUUUCAUCAACUGGGGUCUGAAGAACAAACUUAAGAGCGCCAGCACCCUCAGCCUGCCCACAGCUGACCACUCCGGCACUCUUCCAUGGAAUAAACCCUGCCCCACCUUCCCCAGCUCCAGCUCCUACAACAACGACAGUUCCCUUUACUGAGCUAUCUGCAGACUGCGUGCAGUAAGCCUAGUAGUGGCCGCGUACAGUACUGUGUUGUACCCAUACUGGACCUGCUAUGGAUGUGGUACAGUACCAGUGCCCUUUGGUGAUUCCACUGGAAUACCGAGCAGUAGUGUAUGUAGCAUGUAUGACACCAGUGUAAAAAUGACAUUUCCGCCAGCUACCUUGGAAAGUGGCUGUGCCAAAUACUGUAUAUAGGUGCCUUUAUUGCCACAUGGGCUCCUUCCACAGCACAGCUGAGUAUCUCAAGUAAACUGGACAGCACACUAAACAUAAUGAGAAAUCAUUCUGCACCAUGCCAGUAUGCGUACAGCACAGUACAACUGCACUGUGGGAAAAAAAAACAUAGCAGUUAUCAUUCCAGUCUCUCUGUGUGUGUAUAUAUAUAUAUAUAUAUAUAUACACACACACACACACACAGAGCACUGAGACAGGCCUCUAAGUUAAACUGUCAUCUCAGUAUGUUUUCCUGAAGAAAAUCUCCAGACGAAUUUGAAGGACGAAAACAAAGUUGUACAAACACACCCAGCGUCGGUUACUACUUGACUGCAAGGGGGUAAUUUAAUUGUGGCUUAAGCAGUCCCUUGUUUGUUUCAUUGUGUACUGAUGUAGCUGUGCACUGUACAGUUAUGCUCAAUGUCCUACAUGUCUGUUUCAUACUGUAUAUGUGAAGGGUUCAGUCGUUGCCACAAUAUUUCUUGCAACCAGUGGAUCAGUUUUAGGUUAUGAAAUACAUAUAUUUCUUAAGUACAUAUGUAGAUGUGUCGCAGUAUGUUAAACAGUGAUUGAGGGAAAGCAAAUUGUGCUGUGUUGUCGUUUUUUGUCUGUGGAGAGUUGAUGAAUGCAAUGUCCUAUAAGCUGCUAAAAAAAUCAUAUAUAU
This is a messenger RNA of Larimichthys crocea (large yellow croaker), 3134 nucleotides long. RefSeq names its product rhophilin, Rho GTPase binding protein 2 (gene rhpn2). Gene Ontology annotation, biological process: signal transduction; negative regulation of stress fiber assembly. Bases 176 to 2233 code for a protein of 685 amino acids. Gene Ontology annotation, molecular function: protein binding. Lineage: Eukaryota; Metazoa; Chordata; Actinopteri; Sciaenidae. The transcript is spliced from 15 exons. The record is from RefSeq and is a predicted model, not a curated record.